Messenger RNA from Tinamus guttatus (white-throated tinamou), 2437 nucleotides. RefSeq names its product bone morphogenetic protein receptor type 1A (gene BMPR1A). Lineage: Eukaryota; Metazoa; Chordata; Aves; Tinamiformes; Tinamidae. The record is from RefSeq and is a predicted model, not a curated record. Gene Ontology annotation, molecular function: transmembrane receptor protein serine/threonine kinase activity; ATP binding. Gene Ontology annotation, biological process: protein phosphorylation; cellular response to growth factor stimulus; cell surface receptor protein serine/threonine kinase signaling pathway. Gene Ontology annotation, cellular component: signaling receptor complex; plasma membrane.
UAGAAAUAUGCAUUUCCAUAAUACCACGUUUGAACUAAUGAAGUGGAAGUACAGAUGAAAACAGUCUGGAGGAAGCUUGAAGUACAGUACAGUUACGUUUAGUUUCCCAAUUCUGAGGAAAAAAAAAGUUGGAAAAGCUGCAGUAUCAUCUUUGCAGUCAGCCACCAGAUCUUAAAUCGGGCUUCGCUGAACAGGCCAAGCUUAACAUUUAUCAAGCAGCAGGGCCAGUUGCUUUGCACAGGAACGAUUAGAAGUGAACAAUGACUCGACUGAGAGUUUAUGAGCAAUUACUCGGAGCCUAUCUGCUUAUCAUUCUGCAUGUUCAAGGACAAAAUCAUGGCACAGGAAUGAAGACAAAUCCUGACCAAAAGAAACAGGCAGAUGGAGUAACACUCGCUCCCGAGGACACCUUACCCUUUCUUAAAUGCUACUGCUCAGGGCAUUGUCCAGAUGAUGCUAUUAAUAACACAUGCAUAACAAACGGGCAUUGCUUUGCUAUCGUUGAGGAAGAUGAACAUGGAGAACCUACGCUUGCUUCUGGCUGCAUGAAGUAUGAAGGUUCUGACUUCCAGUGCAAGGAUUCGCCAAAAGCCCAGCUGCGUCGGACGAUCGAGUGCUGUCGGACCGACUUCUGCAACCAGGAUCUACAACCAACGCUACCGCCGCUUGAUAGUACAGAUGGACUUUUUGACGGCAGCAUUCGUUGGAUGGCAGUGUUGAUUUCUAUGGCAGUCUGCAUAAUUGUCAUGAUCAUCUUAUUUAGUUGCUUUUGUUACAAGCAUUAUUGUAAAUGGGUGGCAAAGAGACGCUGUUAUAAUCGUGACCUGGAGCAAGAUGAAGCGUUUAUUCCAGCUGGGGAGUCAUUGAAAGACCUUAUUGACCAGUCACAGAGUUCAGGCAGUGGAUCAGGACUACCGUUGCUGGUUCAGCGCACUAUUGCCAAACAAAUCCAGAUGGUGAGGCAAGUUGGGAAAGGACGAUAUGGAGAGGUGUGGAUGGGCAAGUGGAGGGGCGAAAAAGUUGCGGUCAAGGUGUUUUUUACCACAGAAGAAGCCAGCUGGUUCCGGGAAACAGAAAUCUACCAAACCGUGUUAAUGCGUCAUGAAAAUAUCCUUGGUUUUAUAGCUGCAGACAUUAAGGGCACUGGCUCCUGGACACAGCUUUACUUGAUUACAGACUAUCAUGAAAAUGGAUCAUUAUAUGAUUUUCUGAAAUGCACUACACUAGACAACAGGGCUCUCCUCAAACUGGCCUAUUCUGCUGCAUGUGGUCUCUGCCAUCUACACACAGAAAUUUAUGGGACACAAGGCAAACCUGCUAUUGCACACAGGGACCUGAAGAGUAAAAACAUCUUGAUAAAGAAAAAUGGAACCUGCUGUAUUGCUGACUUAGGUCUUGCAGUCAAGUUUAACAGUGAUACAAACGAAGUUGAUGUUCCCUUGAACACUAGAGUGGGAACAAAACGUUACAUGGCUCCAGAAGUCCUAGAUGAAAGCCUAAAUAAAAAUCAUUUCCAACCAUACAUCAUGGCUGACAUCUACAGUUUUGGGCUGAUCAUCUGGGAAAUGGCUCGGCGCUGUGUCACAGGAGGUAUUGUUGAAGAGUAUCAGUUGCCAUACUAUGAUAUGGUGCCAAAUGAUCCAUCCUAUGAGGAUAUGAGAGAAGUGGUGUGUGUCAAACGCCUGCGCCCAGUGGUAUCCAAUAGGUGGAAUAGUGAUGAAUGUUUAAGAGCAAUAUUGAAACUAAUGUCUGAAUGCUGGGCCCAUAAUCCUGCGUCAAGACUUACUGCCUUGAGGAUCAAGAAGACACUUGCCAAGAUGGUGGAAUCACAAGAUGUAAAGAUAUGACAUAGCAAACUGACACUAGGGAGCAAAGCUGGACUCCUGGAACUUUCCACUCAAAUGUGGGUGAGAUCUAAGUGGGAAGAGGAAGCAACUGAGAUUCAGUUUUUUUCCUCACCACACUUCUACAGGCUGCUAAUUAAAUCUUUCAGUACUUCAUAGACAGUGAUGCUGAGAGCCUCCGCAUGCUACAUAGAUGGACAGCCUUGUUAAAAUACACGUUUCUUUUUUGUUUGAGCUGCAUUGAGACUUCGGUCAUACUUAGUGAGUCUCCAGUAAAACUCUGGGUACUGAAUUGAAUGUUCAGAUUACAGUGCUUUCUGUGAAAGCCUAACAAGCUAAAUGGAUUCAACAGAGAUGGAGAAUAUAAGCUUUUUUUGCCUUCUACCUGAUAAAAACUUAGUCAAUUCAUACCAAGUUUUUGUGAAACAGCCUGUAGGUUAUGGAUAUGUUUGUGAUACCGCUCAGUUUAACAGUUCCUUAUGCCUUUAUGUGUGUGCCAGGAUUAUUUUGCUGCCAUUUGGGAUGGAUAAGAAACCAUUUAAAUGAACAAAUUUCCAUGGUCAGGGCUCCGAAUACUUUGUGACUUCACAAUC